CUGGUUGCAGCUGGCAAUAUCCGAUUUGACGGUAAACCACCGCGUUGAAGUGGACGACCGUCGGGCAGUUGAGAACUUGCAAUGUCGUGUGGAAGCCAAGGCAUCGUCGUCUUCACGCUCGGCCUGCUCACGGGCACGGGCACGACGCUCAUGUCCAAGGUCAUGUACAACAUCGACUCGAUCGGCAGCGACGGGCUGCUCAAGAAGUUUGAAAAGCCCAUUUUCCAGACGUGGCUCAUGUUUGCUGCCAUGAUCUUUGCGCUGCCGAUCCAGUACCUCUACCACAUGCAUCUCGAGCGGCAAUGGCACGCGGCCGGCGGCAAGAUCACCGGCUUCAAGCGACCGGCGCGCGUGCCGAUCAAAACGUACUUUGUACUGGCGCUGCCCGCAGCCUUUGAUCUGAUUGCAACGUACUUGGCCAACCUCGGGCUGCUCUACGUGACGGUCAGCGUCUUUCAGCUCAUGAAAUGCACAGUCAUCAUCUUUGUCGCGCUCCUCAAGGUGCUCGUGCUCAAGGACCACCUCCGUGGGUACAUGUGGAUUGGCAUCGCCAUGAACACGGCAGCGGCCAUCAUGGUGGGCUUUACAAGCUUCCAGGACACGGACGACCAGCUCAACAGCACCAACAACCCGGGCCUUGGCAUCCUCAUGAUUGUGCUGAGCUGCUUUGUGCAGUCGGCGCAGUACGUCUUUGAGGAAAAGCUCAUGGGCGACGGCAUCGACACGGCGCCGCCGCUGAUCGUUGUCGGUAUGGAAGGCUUUUGGGGCCUCCUCUUCACGUCCGUCAUCGUUUACCCGAUCGCGUACUACCUUCCCGGCAACGACCUCGGGUCGUACGAGCGCUUUGACGACGCGCUCACGAUGCUCGGCAAUAGCCAAGCGGCGCAGAUUGCCGCUGGGAUCUUUGUGUUUGUUAUCCUCGGCUACAACGUCUUUGCGGUCUUCGUGACCUUUCUCCUCGACUCGAUUUGGCACGCGAUCCUCGACAACUUUCGCCCGAUCACGGUCUGGGGCACAGACCUCCUGCUUUUCUACGUCUUUACGCCCGGCACGUUUGGCGAGGCGUGGACGAUCUGGAGCUGGCUCGAGCUCGGCGGCAUGCUCAUGCUCCUCCUCGGCACCGCGGUCUACAACGGGUCGAUCCAGCUGCCCGGGCACUAUUACGACGAGCCGGUCGACGGCGCAAGUGGCGCAACGACCACGAUCCGAACGCCGCUCUCGAUGGCGUCCUCGGCCUUGACGCGCUCCCCGAUGAUCUCCAAGCAGGCGUUCAAAGCGGCCGACAUUGCGCGCCGGACGCCGGAUCCGAUGGACCGCGAGCGUGUCCGGAAAGAGUACAUGACCGAGUUCCACAAGCUGCAGUCGGGCAAGGAGAGCUCGAGCGCGUCCAAGCGCCUCGAUCCCGCGGGCCACUCGUACGGCUCGAUGGAGACUUAGUCAACAAGACCUUGCCAAAUGCCAAAACGUCGACUGUA
This is a messenger RNA of Saprolegnia diclina VS20, 1475 nucleotides long. RefSeq lists its product as hypothetical. Gene Ontology annotation, cellular component: membrane. The coding region runs from base 82 to 1437 and encodes 451 amino acids. The transcript is spliced from 3 exons. The record is from RefSeq and is a predicted model, not a curated record. Lineage: Eukaryota; Oomycota; Saprolegniomycetes; Saprolegniales; Saprolegniaceae. Gene Ontology annotation, biological process: transmembrane transport.